AUGGCCUUUGGUUUUAACUCAGUAGACGGGCAUGUCGAUUUGCUUCCAGGUUUUCGAUUUCAUCCGACAGAUGAAGAACUUAUAACUCAUUAUCUGUCUCCUAAAGUAGUCGAUAGCAGCUUUUGCGCCACAGCCAUUGGAGAAGUGGACUUGAAUAAGGUUGAACCUUGGGAUUUGCCAUGGAAGGCAAAAAUGGGUGAAAAAGAAUGGUAUUUCUUCUGUGUAAGAGAUAGAAAGUACCCAACUGGAUUGAGGACGAACAGAGCCACUGAAGCAGGUUAUUGGAAGGCUACCGGCAAAGAUAAGGAGAUUUUCAGGGUAAAAAUCCUAGUCGGAAUGAAGAAAACUCUCGUAUUUUACAGAGGAAGAGCUCCCAGAGGAGAAAAGACUAAUUGGGUCAUGCACGAAUACAGAUUAGAAGGCGAUAAUUGUAUGCAUAAUCUCUCCACAAGUUUCAAGAAAGAAUGGGUGAUCUGCAGAGUUUUUAAGAAGAGUUUAGGAGGUAAGAAAAUACACAUCUUAGGAAUAAUCAAAGACAGAAAUUCUGGGGAAAAUUCAGAGUCCUCAGAUUUGCCUCCAUUAAUGGAAUUAUCAUCAGAUGAUAAUCAGACAGGAUCUACACUGGCAGAGGAUUCACAUGUGCCCUGCUUCUCCAAUCAACUGGAGGAUCCGAAACCUCAAAACGAAAUGAUUGAUGAAUUUAAUAAUUCUGCUUCGUUAAUUUCCCAGAAUAGAGAAAAUCUGGCCUAUUUGGAUUCUGAUUUGAUGAUGCAAGAUCACUCCAUGUUGAGGCUUUUGCUAGAGGGAAACGUAAAGCAAAAUGGCAAACCCGAUUUUUUACAGGAUACGGGUAUGGGUUCUUCCAUGUUUGGCUAUGGAAUGAGGGCUUAUGAGGAUCAAGAUUUUUCAGUUAUUUCUGCUGGGCCAGUGGACCUUGAUUGCCUAUGGAAUUAUCCUAUUUGA
This is a messenger RNA of Fraxinus pennsylvanica, 963 nucleotides long. NCBI's taxonomy places the organism in Eukaryota, Viridiplantae, Streptophyta, Magnoliopsida, Lamiales, Oleaceae. The record is from the annotation of a GenBank genome assembly.